This is a messenger RNA of Fusarium verticillioides 7600, 2224 nucleotides long. RefSeq lists its product as hypothetical. Gene Ontology annotation, molecular function: RNA polymerase II cis-regulatory region sequence-specific DNA binding; zinc ion binding; DNA-binding transcription factor activity, RNA polymerase II-specific. The coding region runs from base 62 to 2224 and encodes 720 amino acids. The record is from RefSeq and is a predicted model, not a curated record. The transcript has a single exon. Gene Ontology annotation, cellular component: nucleus. Gene Ontology annotation, biological process: positive regulation of transcription from RNA polymerase II promoter by galactose; DNA-templated transcription. Lineage: Eukaryota; Fungi; Ascomycota; Sordariomycetes; Hypocreales; Nectriaceae.
CUCGCGGCCCGCGGUUCACUCCCUCAGUUCCAGGGACCUCGCACGACCUACCGACGACGAAAUGCCUACCAGGAGGGUCCGAGACUCUGAGAGAAGGCGAUGCGCCGAGGCCUGCGAGAGCUGCAAACGUCGCAAACAAAGAUGCGAUGGCCGUAGACCUUGCGCCCGCUGCAUCAAGCGAGGUCUCGGGCAUGAGUGCCACGAGUCUCAAUCUGCCUCAAACAAUGGCGCAAGACGCAUCCUCGCGUCAUCCCUACCAAGUCCCGAUCCCGAUAGACUCAGUAAUAUCACCGAGCAGACCACUCCUGCUGGUAGUAUAACCGUCGGUAACAGAUCGGGUCUGACGUCGGUGGAUGAGACAUAUGUUGAUGACGGGACCUCUUCCUCUCUGCAGCUGCUCUCGAAUACACAACCUGAAAGACUUCCACGCAUGUCGCGCCUUGUUCAAGAUACACGGGGUGAAUACAUGUUCAUUGGCGACUCUGCAACGCUGUCGUUUCUGCAGAAUAUUAGGAGGAUUGUGCGACGUAGCAUAGGAGAUUGUGCCCUUGUUGAUGACCCAUUGCGACAUGGUAUCGUCGAAGCAUCGCCUGAAACACGGCGAGGAUGGAUCCUGUCGAGUGCCCAGAACCCACCGCCACGGCAGUCUGAGCAGGAACUCGAUUAUCUUGUGAAAUGGUACAUGCAAUCAGCCAAUUGUGUACUACUUCUCUUCGACCAGACAGAACUUGACCAAGGCAUAAGAAAGUGGAUUGAAGAUGGCCAAGAUAUCGCUGACCCUGCGAGUUCCGUAUAUUAUCUGGUGUUUGCCAUCGGUGCGCAAACAGGACCAGAAAAUAAAGAUGACUUGGCUGAGACCUUCUUCAACUAUGCCCGGUACUUGACAGUGGAAACACUGAUAGAAGAGCCAGGUAUUGUCACUAUUCAAGCGUUGGUCCUCAUCGCCAUGUAUCUCUUGGGUGCAUCGCGCCGGAAUGCGGCGUUCAUGUAUCUCGGCAUGGGAGUUCGAGCUGCAUAUGCCAUCGGCCUUCAUCGCCAUGAUAUUGCUUCCCUCUUCUCUGCUAACGAGGGUCGUGCGAGAGAACAGCUAUGGAAAGGCAUUCGAAUUCUCGAUCUGUUCAUGAGCGCAUCAUUGGGCAGGCCUCCCUCGACAUCCGAGUUGAGAGAUACUACAAACCCUCAGAGCUAUUCAGCUUGUAAUGACCUCUCUAUGAUCUUUGAGUUGAUCCUUACAGAUGUUUAUGCAAAGAGAAUGAUAUCUCCAGAGAUAUUGGAACGCAUCAGCAAGCAUCUUCGACGGUGGACUGCACAAUGUGGAGAGGGUCUCGCGGUGGACGGCAUUGAGCAGGAUGACUUGAUCCGUGACCAGAAUGGCGAAGUGCAGCCAAACAUUGGGCUAAUACACCUCAAACUAACUGGUCAUUGGACAGUCAUGCUCCUGUCUCUUCCAUUUCUUCACAAGGCGGUAUCUCAACACGUCGAAGACAAUCAACAGUCUGCGCAAGGAACUGCAAAGCCAUCUUCCUCAGCAAAUCAAGUGCUUGUCCACUCCUGCCUAGAGUCAGCAGUGCGAACAGUCGACCUGCUACAGACUCUCGUCAGGACUGGAACUAUACCGAAACGCUUACCGAUUGUUGGUAAUUCAGCGUUUGUAUCUGGCCUUGUCCUCGGUGCAGCAAUCUUUGGGGAUUUCGACAACUCAUUCCCGCUCGAGAAGAGCCUCCAUGCAGCCAGAGGCGUUCUCGACCGCUUCAGUCGUUACGAUGCUGUGGCGAAGCGCCAUCUUAUGAUCCUAGAUCACUUACAGAAUGCAUGCGACAUAUACAUGGAUAAUCGAGCAAGGUUACGAAUGGAACGCCAACGGCACUUCGUCAACGGUCUCUUCGGAAGUAUUCACACAAUCGGAAAGUCGCCAUCACAGAAUUCUCAACAACCAGAAGGUAACUCUCGAAUCGGUUCAACAGAUGGAAUACAAACGCAACCCCAAACGCCUAGACCGGGCCAAAUAACGAACGAGAUGACCGAGGAGCAGCAAGGGUUUUCGAUGGAUGGAGGAGAGCAGACGGAGAUUGACGUCGAUAUUUCAGCGGAUGCUUUUCUGGGUAUUUCACCAAACAUGCUUUGGUUUGAUUCUUUUGAUACGACAAUGUCUCUAUUUCCCAUCGUGGAUACGCAAAUAAUGGGCGACGAAAUGAUGGCCCACGGCGUUAAUAAUCAAGAAUGA